This is a messenger RNA of Microsporum canis CBS 113480, 1218 nucleotides long. RefSeq lists its product as hypothetical. Lineage: Eukaryota; Fungi; Ascomycota; Eurotiomycetes; Onygenales; Arthrodermataceae. Gene Ontology annotation, biological process: biosynthetic process; mitochondrial respiratory chain complex I assembly. The record is from RefSeq and is a predicted model, not a curated record. The transcript has 2 exons. The coding region runs from base 1 to 1218 and encodes 405 amino acids. Gene Ontology annotation, cellular component: mitochondrion.
AUGGCCUCGAAUUAUUCAGUGUGCGUCCAGUGCACAUUCAGAGAAGUUAGACGUCGAACCUUUCAGUCGUCAUUGAGCAGUCCGCAAUAUGUUCGCUCCCUAUCGACUUCUGCGCCUUAUUUGACGGCAUCAACUAUUUCUGGAAGCUCCAACGCCGAGCUGGAAUCGGCGCAUAACUACUGUGUUGAGCUCCUAAGAAAAUAUGAUCGUCCAUCAUACACACUCAGCACGUUUAUUCCUCGACAUAGCACCAAGUUCUAUAUUGCUCUGCAUGCGCUUAACGUUUCUCUAUCGAUGAUACCGGAAACGACCUCCGCAUAUACAAUUGGUUUGAUGAGGUUACAAUUCUGGAGAGACACUAUCACACGAGCACUUGCUGGAACUCCACCAAAAGAACCCAUUGCUAUUCUCUUAGCCUCAGCGCUCUCAGACCUUGACAUGCGCACCCAUGGGAAAGCAAAGAUAAGCAAAGGAUGGGUUAUGCGGCUAAUUAAUGCGCGAGAGCAACAUCUGACACAUUCGCCAUAUCCAAAUUUGGCCUCCUUAGAGUCUUAUGCCGAGAGUACCUACUCUACACUUCUGUAUUUGACUCUCAGCGCGUUACCUCUUACUUCUUUAACGGUAGAUCAUUUGGCAUCACAUAUCGGUAAAGCAGCGGGGAUAACUGCUUUACUCCGUGGGGUGCCACUUGUUGCAUUCCCUACGCCGCCUAAUCAUCAUUCAAGCCAGACUCGAAUUGGCAAUGAGGGACCAGUGGCAGGUGAUAGCAGGCAAGGCUCCAUCAUGUUGCCGCUAGAUAUCAUGGCACAGGCUGGAGUAAAAGAGGAGGAUGUCUUUAGGCAUGGUGCCGACGCCCCGGGACUAAGGGAUGCCGUUUUUACGGUUGCUACGCGUGCCAGCGAUCAUUUGAUCACGGCUAGACAAAUGUUGAAGAAUCUCCGGGCGGGAAAAGAUGUUGGGCAUGCCUUUGAGCACGAAGGAGAAGAGGGACACGAAUAUCACGAUUCACACGAUCAGCAGGCCAAAAAGUCAACUCUAGCUACACAACUGCAAGAAGUCGAACGAGGGUUUGGAGUCUUGCUACCAGCUGUUUCUACAAGCCUUUGGCUGAAUAAGUUACAAAAGGUAGAUUUUGAUAUAUUCAAACAGGAGCUUCUUUCUACGGAUUGGAAACUGCCAUGGAAAGCUUACUGGGCCUACCAACGGCGAGAGUUUUGA